This is a messenger RNA of Phlebotomus argentipes, 725 nucleotides long. Its product is annotated as SUZ domain-containing protein 1. Lineage: Eukaryota; Metazoa; Arthropoda; Insecta; Diptera; Psychodidae. The transcript has 3 exons. The record is from RefSeq and is a predicted model, not a curated record. Bases 123 to 611 code for a protein of 162 amino acids.
AGAAUGACAGUGUCAGAGUGGGAAAAGAUGGUGGGGACGGAAAAUUGCAUGGUGUCUGUAGAAAUUGGUGGAAAAAGAGUGGAAUUGUCGUGAAAAUCUCAUUAAAAUUGUAUAUAACAGUGAUGUCGAGGAAGCAGGAAGACGUUCUGGACAGCUGGGAGGAGAUUGACGAGGCGCAACUCACGGCGAAGAUCAACAAGAUGCGUGAGCACAGUUCCAAGGACAAGAACAGCCGGAAGAUGACGAUACUCGCCGUUGAGGAUGAUCCGCGGAGUCACUUUGGGCAGUUUGGACCGUCAGAGCCGACACUGAAGAUCCUGAAGAGGCCACAGGAUGGUGGCGGAACGGCGGGUGGUGAUGUGAAGCCCAAGGCGCCGGUGAAGAGUCUCCAGCAGCGCGAGCAGGAGUACGCGGAGGCGAGAUUGCGGAUUCUGGGUUGUGCCAAGAGUCCGGAGGAUGAACAAAACAACACUGUGAUGAGGCGCGGCAGCGAGGGCGGCGGCGGCGGCGGCGGCUCCACGAGUCGCCAGGCGGCCACAAAGACACCCGAUGGACUGAUUCGCCUGCCGCGCGGCCCCGACGGCACGUGUGGCUUCACGCUGAGGCGGUAGCGGCGCCGCGGCGGCAGAGUUUCCGGGUCGGCCGCGCGAGUCUGUGUGUGCAUUUGGUUGGCGAGAUUGUGAAAAUUGUACAAUAUACACAUAAUUCUCUUUAUUUUUUAUUCG